Molecule: messenger RNA, 1484 nt
Organism: Fopius arisanus
Lineage: Eukaryota; Metazoa; Arthropoda; Insecta; Hymenoptera; Braconidae
Product: enhancer of split mbeta protein
Exons: 4
Coding region: 277-960 (227 amino acids)
Biological process (GO): regulation of transcription by RNA polymerase II; anterior/posterior pattern specification; regulation of neurogenesis
Cellular component (GO): nucleus
Molecular function (GO): DNA-binding transcription factor activity, RNA polymerase II-specific; protein dimerization activity; RNA polymerase II cis-regulatory region sequence-specific DNA binding
Source: RefSeq, a predicted model, not a curated record
UGGAAUAGCCUGGGGAGUUUGCGACGGGUUCCGAGGGGAGGGUUCCGAUGGAAUGGCUGACGGCGCAUCCAGUCAGUUGGUGUAGAGACUCCAUGGAGAGAGUACUUGUCCUAAUUCACCCUCAACCAUCAAGACCACCUCAUUCUCUAUUUCUCUCACUCUCAAUUCAUUGAAUUUCAAUACUCAUCCUCAUCUCAAUACUCAUCUCUCCUAACCAGUGAAUAAGUGAUAAAUUUUUAUAAAUUUUUUAAAAUUAUUGACAAAACUCAACGUGCAAUGAUGUCGUACGAUUAUCCACAUCCAGUUUCCAGGACUUAUCAAUACAAAAAAAUAACAAAACCGGCACUUGAGAGAAAGAGACGGGCUCGGAUGAACAAAUCAGUUGAGCAACUUAAAAAUCUCAUGAUUGAUGCUUUAGAGACCGAAGCCGAAAACAUAAGUAAACUGGAAAAAGCCGACAUUCUGGAGUUGACAGUCCGUCACAUUCAGCGGCUCCACUCCCAAUCAUCGGGAUUAUCGCCGGUGGUAUCUCCAAAUGAGGACCCGACAGCCGAAAGCCGAUGGCAAUCGGGAUUUGGUCACUGUGCCGCCGAAGCCUGCAAAUACCUUGCGGCAUUACCCGGAGAAUCCGGUCAAAAAUUGGCAAAACACUUGGCGUCGGGUCUCGAGUCCACCCAUAAAUUGAACAUUCAGAUUAUGCCAAAAGACGAUUUAAUGUCUCCAAAUUGUGGCGCCUCUCCUCACCUGGGAGUCACCCCAAAUGGGCCCCCCUCAGUAGACAUUCCGUGCCCGUCGUUGGUGCCACCUCAACCUCUCGUAAAUACCCCGGAAUCCCCUUGUGAAUCCGCCCCUUCGCCCACACUUGAAGGCAGUGGAACAAAACCACCGACACCUAUUGACGACGACGAGGAGAUUGAUGUCGAGGGGGUUGAUAAUGACCCCAUGUGGAGACCCUGGUGAUUAAAAUUACUAAUUGUUAAGAGGAAAUGACAUUAUGAACUAGUUUGUAUUCCAUUCUGAGAGGACUUUUAUCACGUUAUUGAUUCAGUUCAAGUUAUUCAUAUACAUUUUUAUGGGCCACGGCUCGCGGAAAAUUUCCGCAGUCAGUUUUCCCUCUUUGAUGCAGUGAUCAAUCGAUUCCUGAAUAUUUUAAUCGUAAGGCAUUCACUUUGGUAUGUGGCUUUAAUUACGUAAAACAGGUCCAGGGAUUUUCUCAGCCCGCAGUGAUAGAUGAAUAAUUGUGACUUGUAAAUGCUAACUGUUUUUAUAUUUCAAAUGUGUUUAUGCUACCCGCGUAAUUUUAAGUCUCAUUGCGUACGUUCUCUUUUUUUUAUUGUUAAUAAGGAGCACCAAUGUAAUUAAUAACAUUAUUAUUCCUACUGCCAACAAACUAUUAUGGGUAUUUUUAUAUUAUAUGCCAACCGCUGCGAUAUAUCUGUGAUGAUGAUGAUGAUGAUGAUGAUGAUGAUGUGACUACAUGUUUA